CUCGUUUCGAGCCUUUGUACAAGGAUAUUGAUCCGAACGAUGAGGACUUCAGUGAGUUCAACGCCAUUGACCGCAUUAUCUUCCGCGCCCCCAUCCGGACGGAAUACAGAGUCGCAUUUCCAUUUCUUUACAACACUCUUCCGAGGAGUGUAAAAGUUUCUUGGUAUUCACAUCCCCAAGUUGUGUAUGUCCGGACGGAGGACCCGAAUCUCCCAGCCUUCUACUUUGAUCCUGUUAUCAACCCGAUAUCUUCACGAGCUGUCGCGCCAAAGAAUAUCACGGUUAGCAACGAAGAUGAGAUUUUCGGACUGGGAAAUAUGGAAGAUGAGAGUUUUGAGCUGCCAGCGGAGAUUGAACCAUUUUUUGCCGAUGAAGAACUGUACACCCCUGAGACGGCUUCUGCUAUCUCCCUUUGGUGGGCUCCUCACCCAUUCGAUAAACGUUCCGGAAAGAUGGUACGCGCGCAGGAUGUGCCGUUAGUGAAGCAGUGGUACCUAGAGCAUUGCCCCCAAGGCCAGCCGGUCAAAGUCAGAGUAUCCUACCAGAAGCUUCUUAAGACCUACGUCCUUAACGAAUUGCACAAACGCCGACCAAAGGCUCAGAAUAAGCAACAUUUGCUAAAGACCUUGAAAUCAACUAAAUUCUUCCAGCAGACAACAAUAGACUGGGUCGAGGCAGGAUUGCAAGUUUGUCGCCAAGGUUUUAAUAUGCUUAACCUUUUGAUUCAUCGCAAAAAUUUGACAUACUUACAUCUCGAUUACAAUUUCAACUUGAAGCCUGUGAAGACGCUGACAACCAAGGAACGUAAGAAAUCUCGCUUCGGAAACGCCUUCCAUCUGAUGAGAGAGAUAUUACGCUUGACAAAGUUGAUCGUCGAUGCUCAGGUUCAAUAUCGCUUGGGCAACAUCGAUGCAUUUCAACUUGCCGAUGGCAUCCUUUAUGCGUUCAACCAUGUCGGGCAGCUGACCGGUAUGUACCGAUAUAAAUAUAAGUUGAUGCAUCAGAUCCGUUCUUGCAAGGAUCUGAAGCACCUCAUCUACUAUCGGUUCAACUCGGGACCUGUUGGUAAGGGGCCUGGCUGUGGCUUCUGGGCUCCUGCUUGGCGAGUAUGGCUGUUCUUCAUGCGUGGUAUCAUUCCUCUGUUGGAGAGGUGGCUUGGAAAUCUGCUCUCUCGGCAGUUCGAGGGUCGCCACAGCAAGGGAGUUGCGAAGACUGUCACCAAGCAACGUGUAGAGUCUCACUUUGACCUGGAACUCCGCGCGUCUGUCAUGGCGGAUCUCAUGGACAUGAUGCCCGAGGGCAUUAAGCAGAACAAAGUCAACACCGUUCUUCAGCACCUUUCGGAAGCUUGGAGGUGUUGGAAGAGUAACAUUCCCUGGAAGGUGCCUGGUCUUCCAGCUCCCAUCGAAAACAUCAUUCUGCGAUACGUUAAGAGCAAAGCCGACUGGUGGAUAUCUGUUGCUCAUUACAACCGUGAGAGAAUCCGCCGCGGUGCCACCGUUGACAAAACGGUUGCGAAGAAAAACUUGGGCCGCCUUACGCGGCUGUGGCUGAAGGCGGAGCAAGAGCGGCAACACAAUUAUUUGAAGGAUGGCCCUUACGUCUCAUCCGAAGAAGCUGUGGCUAUCUACACCACCAUGGUCCACUGGCUUGAGUCACGGAAGUUCUCUCCUAUUCCUUUCCCAAGUGUGUCUUACAAACAUGACACGAAGAUCCUAAUCCUCGCCUUGGAACGGUUGCGUGAAGCCUACUCCGUGAAGGGGAGACUUAACCAGAGUCAGCGUGAGGAGCUUGCACUUAUUGAGCAAGCAUACGAUUCUCCUGGAACAACUCUGGCGAGAAUCAAGCGGUUCCUACUGACACAGAGAGCAUUCAAGGAAGUUGGGAUCGACAUGAAUGACAAUUAUAGUGAUAUAAACCCAGUAUACGAUGUGGAGCCAAUUGAGAAGAUCACCGAUGCCUACCUGGAUCAGUAUCUCUGGUACCAGGCAGAACAGCGUCAUCUUUUCCCUGCAUGGAUCAAACCAUCUGACUCCGAAGUGCCUCCAUUGCUGACGUACAAAUGGGCACAAGGUAUCAACAACCUGUCGAAUGUCUGGGAGACAGCAGAUGGAGAGACCAAUGUCAUGAUUGAAACCGAGCUUUCCAAGGUCUACGAGAAGAUUGACCUGACCUUAUUGAAUCGUCUACUUCGGCUAAUUAUGGACCACAAUUUGGCCGAUUACAUCACCUCGAAGAACAACGUGCAGCUUAACUAUAAGGACAUGAACCAUACCAACAGUUACGGGUUGAUCCGGGGUCUCCAAUUUUCCGGCUUUGUCUUCCAGUACUAUGGUUUGAUGAUUGACUUGCUGCUUCUCGGGUUGCAACGAGCUAGUGAAAUGGCCGGUCCACCACAGAGUCCCAAUGACUUCCUACAAUUCAGAGACCGUGCCACGGAAACUAAGCAUCCGAUCCGCCUUUACACCCGCUACAUCGAUAAGAUUUGGGUAUUCUUCAGGUUCUCAGCGGACGAAUCUAGGGAUCUAAUCCAGCGUUUCCUGACUGAGAAUCCCGAUCCCAAUUUUGAAAAUGUUAUUGGCUAUAAGAAUAAGAAGUGCUGGCCUCGUGACUGCAGAAUGCGCCUGAUGAGACACGAUGUUAACUUGGGUCGUGCUGUAUUCUGGGACUUGAAAAACCGCUUGCCACGGUCUAUUACUACGAUUGAAUGGGACGAUACUUUUGCUAGCGUCUACAGCAGGGACAACCCGAACCUCUUGUUCUCAAUGUCCGGGUUCGAGGUUCGUAUUCUACCGAAGAUUCGCAAUCUGAAUGAAGAAUUUUCUGUCAAGGACAGUGUUUGGUCGCUGGUCGACAAUAGUACGAAGGAAAGGACAGCACACGCCUUCCUUCAAGUCACGGAGGAAGAUAUUCAGAAAUUCAAUAACCGCAUUCGGCAAAUCCUAAUGUCUUCUGGAUCAACUACUUUCACCAAGAUUGCGAAUAAAUGGAACACUGCACUAAUCGCACUCUUCACGUACUACCGUGAGGCAGCUGUGUCGACUGUCAAUCUGCUGGACACCAUCGUCAAAUGCGAAACGAAGAUUCAAACUCGAGUCAAGAUUGGUCUGAACUCCAAGAUGCCCUCGCGUUUCCCUCCAGCUGUCUUCUACACUCCUAAGGAGCUAGGUGGCUUGGGUAUGAUCUCCGGAUCUCACAUCCUCAUCCCCGCCAGUGAUAAGCGAUGGUCAAAACAGACAGAUACUGGCAUUACCCAUUUCCGCGCGGGUAUGUCUCAUGAUGAGGAGACUCUUAUCCCUAAUAUCUUCCGUUACAUCAUUCCUUGGGAAGCCGAAUUUAUCGACUCUCAACGUGUCUGGAUGGAGUAUUCUCAGAAGCGACAGGAGGCUCAGCAACAGAACAGGCGCCUGACACUCGAGGAUUUGGAAGAUAGCUGGGACCGUGGUCUUCCGCGUAUCAAUACCCUCUUCCAGAAGGACCGAAGCACUCUCAGCUUCGACAAGGGCUUCCGUGUGAGGUCAGAGUUCAAGCAGUAUCAGCUUAUGAAGAGCAAUCCAUUCUGGUGGACUAGUCAGAGACACGACGGUAAACUCUGGAACCUGAAUGCUUACCGCACUGACGUUAUCCAGGCUCUUGGAGGUGUGGAGACGAUUUUAGAACAUACUCUCUUCAAGGCCACCGCUUUCCCAUCUUGGGAGGGUCUUUUCUGGGAAAGAGCAUGUCUUGCCAAGGGAACACGGUUGCUGCGGUACGAUGGUACUGAGGUUGAGGUCCAGGAUGUCCGAGAGGGAGACCUGCUUCUCGGUCCUGAUGGCGGGCCUCGUCGCGCUUUCAACAUUGUUAAUGGUCAAGACCGCCUGUAUCGCAUCAAGAUUGGCGCAGGUAAAGAAGAUCUUGUGGUUACGCCGAACCAUAUCCUGGUUCUUCACCGGGUGAAGAUGAGCGAAAAUGUACAAACAGGGCCUGAAGUUUCAGCAGAGUGCUACGACACUGUGGAGAUGACUGCCACGGAGUUCGCUGCUCUUGACCCUAAAGAAAGGAGCCGGUAUCGAGCCUUCAGAUCUCCUACCUUUGGGCAGUCCGAACAGGCAGCGCGGGAGAAGGUUUCCCAAUCCCAUAAUUUCUCUAUCGAGGAUAUUAGUCUUGAGGCCGAGGCGACAGAGUGGGCCGGCUUCCGAGUCGAUAAAGACCAACUGUACCUGCGACACGAUUAUCUGGUUCUGCACAACAGUGGUUUUGAGGAGUCGAUGAAGUUCAAGAAAUUGACAAAUGCGCAGAGGUCAGGUUUGAAUCAAAUUCCUAACCGUCGGUUUACUCUUUGGUGGUCUCCGACUAUCAACCGCGCCAACGUCUAUGUUGGUUUCCAAGUGCAAUUAGAUCUUACUGGAAUAUUUUUGCAUGGCAAGAUCCCGACACUGAAGAUCUCUUUGAUUCAGAUUUUCCGUGCUCAUUUGUGGCAGAAGAUUCAUGAGUCUGUUGUCAUGGAUUUGUGCCAAGUUUUCGAUCAAGAGCUGGAACAACUUGGCAUUGAAGCUGUCCAGAAGGAGACGAUUCAUCCGCGCAAGUCCUACAAGAUGAACAGCUCGUGCGCAGAUAUUCUUCUCUUCGCUACAAAUAAAUGGAAUGUGACAAGGCCGUCCCUUCUGUUCGAUACGAAGGAUGUGUACGAGCCUACCACGACGAACAAGUUCUGGCUGGACGUACAGUUGAGGUAUGGGGACUAUGACUCCCACGACAUUGAAAGAUAUGUCCGUGCCAAGUACCUUGACUAUACGACAGAUAGCAUGAGCAUCUAUCCGUCAGCUACCGGGUUGAUGAUUGGCAUCGAUCUUGCAUACAAUCUUUAUUCGGCGUACGGUCAAUACUUCCCUGGCCUGAAGACGUUGAUUCAGCAAGCCAUGGCGAAGAUCAUGAAAGCGAACCCGGCUUUGUAUGUGCUGAGAGAACGCAUCCGGAAGGGUCUGCAGCUUUAUGCUUCUGAGAGCAACCAGGAGUUCCUAAAUUCGCAGAACUAUUCCGAGCUGUUCAGCCCACAGAUUCAGCUGUUCAUUGAUGACACCAAUGUUUACCGUGUCACUAUCCACAAGACCUUCGAAGGGAAUCUUACGACAAAGCCGAUCAACGGUGCUAUCUUCAUCUUCAAUCCUCGGACUGGGCAGCUCUUCUUGAAGAUCAUUCAUACCAGCGUCUGGGCAGGACAAAAGCGUCUGGGUCAGCUCGCCAAGUGGAAGACUGCAGAAGAAGUAGCAGCACUUAUUCGAUCCUUGCCAGUUGAAGAGCAGCCGAAGCAGCUCAUUGUUACUCGGAAGGGUCUCCUUGAUCCUCUGGAAGUUCACCUGCUUGAUUUUCCCAACAUCUCCAUUCGAGCUUCUGAGCUGCAGCUCCCAUUCCAGGCUGCCAUGAAGGUCGAGAAACUAGCAGAUAUGAUUCUCCGUGCAACAGAGCCUCAGAUGGUUCUGUUCAACCUGUAUGAUGAGUGGCUGAAGUCAAUUUCGCCCUACACCGCAUUCUCCAGAUUGAUCCUCAUUCUUCGAGCUCUUCAUGUUAACAACGAUAAAGCUAAGAUCAUUCUCCGGCCUGAUAAGACUGUUAUCACCCAGGAGCAUCACAUCUGGCCUUCGCUGUCCGACGAGGACUGGAUUAAGGUUGAAGUACAAUUGCGUGAUCUGAUUCUUAAUGACUACGGCAAGAAGAACAAUGUGAACGUGCAGAGUUUGACGAGCAGCGAAGUCAGGGAUAUCAUUCUGGGUAUGGAGAUCAGCGCUCCUUCUUUGCAGCGACAACAGGCAGCAGAGAUCGAGAAACAAGAGCAGGAACAGAAGCAGCUCACUGCCGUCACUACGAAGACACAGAACGUCCGUGGCGAGGAUAUCAUUGUUACCACCACGUCUCAGUACGAGCAGCAAUCCUUUGCGUCGAAGACUGAAUGGCGUACACGGGCGAUUGCGACGUCCAAUCUCCGUACGAGAGCGAACAACAUAUAUGUCUCCUCGGAUGAUAUCCGUGAGGAUGGCUAUACUUAUGUUAUGCCUAAGAAUAUUCUUCGCCGGUUUAUCAUGAUUAGCGAUCUUCGUGUGCAGGUUUGCGGAUAUCUCUACGGCAGCUCCCCGUCGGACAACGACCAGGUCAAGGAAAUUCGCACCAUCGUCAUGGUCCCGCAGGUCGGCAACACUCGUGACAUUCAACUUCCCCAUGAGCUACCCCAGCAUGACUAUCUGAAUAAUCUUGAACCUCUCGGAAUUAUUCAUACCAUCUCUGGCAAUGAGCCUCCGUACAUGACCGCUGGGGAUGUUACGCAGCAUGCCCACCUAAUGAAUGCGCACUCUUCAUGGGAUAAAAAGACGGUGACCAUGACCGUUUCUUUCACUCCAGGAUCCGUCUCGCUUGCAGCCUGGACUCUUACUCCUCAAGGUUACAAGUGGGGAGCAGAGAACAAAGACACUACAUCUGACCAGCCACAGGGCUUCUCUACAAACAUGGGUGAAAAGUGCCAGCUGUUGCUCAGCGACAGGAUCCGCGGCUACUUCCUGGUUCCCGAAGACAAUGUGUGGAACUACAGCUUCAUGGGCAGUGCAUUCGGCAGUGUCGAGAAGAGACCGGUGUAUGUGAAGAUCGAUACACCUAUCAGGUUCUACGACGAUCAGCACCGUCCUUUACAUUUCCAGAACUUCGCCGAGCUGGAGGAUAUCUGGGUUGACCGGACGGAUAAUUUCGCGUAGAAAGUAGAAUGGCGUUGUGAAUUCAGUCUUGUGUUUUUCCCCCCCUUUCUAUGUUGUUUUGUUUUGCUGCAUCUUCUCAUUAUCUGUUUUCAAAUUCUUGUACAGUACAGCUUAAUAUCCUGAAUGAAGCAGUUGUAUGAAUAGCAAUAGCAGCUCUUAGAGGGCUAGCCCUUG
This is a messenger RNA of Monascus purpureus, 6893 nucleotides long. The record is from the annotation of a GenBank genome assembly. Lineage: Eukaryota; Fungi; Ascomycota; Eurotiomycetes; Eurotiales; Aspergillaceae.